UUCGGUCCAGACCCAGCAUGUCUCCGCACGACCGAACCGCGCAGCAGAACAAACCCUUCAAACAGCGCAAGAGCUUCGAGACCAGGAAGAUGGAGGUGGCGGGGAUCCGGUCCAAAUUCCCGAACAAGAUCCCGGUGAUCAUCGAGCGAUACGACAAGGAGAAAAACCUUCCGCCUCUGGACAAAACCAAGUUCCUGGUUCCGCACGAACUCACCAUGACCCAGUUCGUCACCAUCAUCAGGAACCGGAUGGCGCUGCUGCACAACCAGACCUUCAACCUGUUCAUCAACAGAAAGAGUCUGGCCACUCUGUCGCUCACCAUGGCUCAGGUCUACAAAGACCACCAGGACGACGACGGCUUCCUCUACAUGACCUACGCCUCCAGGAGAUGUUCGGCCUUUGACUGGACCGCAGCUCUGCUGGGCUGGCCUGCUGUAAAUAGAAAAUAUUUUAAUAGAUGUUCACUGUAAGAUGGUGUUUUAAUGAUCCAAUAAAUGUUGACCCUGGCUGUGAAAAGGUCCGGUCUGCUGGUUCUGACUCGGUUCUGCCGCAGGCCGUGAGGCGUUCAGGGUCUCCGGGGAGAAAGAG
Poeciliopsis prolifica (blackstripe livebearer) is the source of this 588-nucleotide messenger RNA. RefSeq names its product microtubule-associated proteins 1A/1B light chain 3C-like. Bases 18 to 470 code for a protein of 150 amino acids. The transcript has 4 exons. The record is from RefSeq and is a predicted model, not a curated record. Gene Ontology annotation, biological process: autophagosome assembly; macroautophagy; autophagy of mitochondrion. NCBI's taxonomy places the organism in Eukaryota, Metazoa, Chordata, Actinopteri, Cyprinodontiformes, Poeciliidae. Gene Ontology annotation, molecular function: ubiquitin protein ligase binding. Gene Ontology annotation, cellular component: autophagosome membrane; autophagosome; cytosol.